CAAGGAACCUUGUCUGCCUUGUCUCUUUUCUGGCAUUUAUAGUGGGAGGCAGUGGGUGGAUCAUCCUUCACAGUGGUUCUCCUGGGUUUGGUUCUGAGAUGGUGUAGGUGUGUAUUAAGUGACUUGUCUAAUCCUGCAUAGUGAGUCUGUUUAGGUCCCCCCUUACCCCAGUCUUGGUAUAGUUCUAUAAGCAUUGAGUCAUCUUUACUCUCCUUCUAGAUGAAUGACCCUCUGGGAUGCGCCAGGAGGGAGAAUGGCACCAUGGCGACGGUGACACAGUUCAUACUCUUGGGCCUUUCUAGCCGCUUGGAAGACCAGUUCAUCCUCUUUGGAUUCUUCACAGUCUUCUACCUGACGGCCCUGGUGGGAAACCUACUUAUCUUAGUGAUGAUCAGCAUGGACUCCAGGCUCCACACACCCAUGUAUUUCUUCCUGGGCAAUCUGUCAGUGGUGGACAUAGGCUACACCACCUCCACGGUGCCCAAGAUGCUGGUGAACUACCUGUCACAGGACAAGUCCAUCUCGCUUCCUGGCUGCCUCACUCAGAUGUACUUCUUCAUUUCCUUUGGGGGGAUCGAGUGCCUGCUGCUGGGGGUCAUGGCGUAUGACCGCUAUGCUGCCAUCUGCCACCCGCUGCGCUAUGGUGUUCUGAUGAGCCAAAGGGCAUGCUCUUGUCUGGCUGCAGCUGCCUGGGCCGUUGGCUUGGCCAACUCGGCUGUGCACUUGGGUCUGAUGUUCCGCUUGUCCUUCUGUCAUGACAAUGUCAUCCGCCACUUCUUCUGUGACAUCCCCCCGCUUUUCCAGCUCUCCUGCUCUGACACACGGAUCAAUCAGAUUGCCACUAUUGCUGUGGGAGGUCCUGUCACCAUGGGCUCCUUCUUGGUGACUCUUGUGUCCUACAUCUACAUUGUUCUGGCCAUCCUCAGGAUCCACACCAAGGAAGGACGCCUCAAGGCCUUUUCCACCUGCACCUCCCACCUGGCUACGGUCAACCUUUAUUUUGGCAGCAUCCUCUUCACCUACGUCCGCCCCAAUUCCAGCUACUCCCAAGAGCAGGAUCGGGCUCUGCCUGUGCUCUAUGGCAUCAUCACCCCCAUGUUAAAUCCUAUUAUCUAUAGCCUGAGAAACAAGGAGGUGAAGGGGGCUCUCCAGAAAGCCUUAGGCAGGAGCUAGAAGAGUCUUGCCUCCUAAAUAGUAGUGCCCUGGAUUUGGAGCCAGCAUUCCUGGAGGUUUAGGAGAAGAAUAAGGCUGAAUGAGUGAGAACAGGUUGGGGCUGGUAGCCAGGCCUCUCGACGUCUAGUCCCAGCUCUAGGAGAAGAUAGUUAGAGCAGGGGAUUGUGCAUCAGGCGUCCUAGGAUCCCUACCUAACGUAGGAGGUGUGUGCAUGUGUGGGUUAGUGCUCCAUGCAGGAGAGUUUCGGUAACUAAACCCAAGACAUUUUCUGGCUUUCACUGAACUCUGUUCUCUUUUAAACCAUAUUAGGGCUAAUGUUUUUUGGAUUUGGAGCAAAAUUUGUAAGGGUUUUUCCUCCACGCAAUUUCUGAACAUAAAAAAAAAAAUUGUCUGCUUUUAGUUUUUUGACACAUAGUAACCCUUUCUUGAGAAGUCAUUUUUCCCACUAGAAGGAGAGACUCAGAUGCCCAUAAUUUGGGUGCACAUUGUUUCCCAUUUGUGCCUCAGUUGUCAGUCUGUGCAUUUGGGAAACCCUAAUUCAGUGGGAAAAAACCCAAUUAUUUUUCAUAAUAUUUUCCCUACAAAAAAGAAGAAUCUGUUGGGAAGUUGCCAGUCCAUAGCCUGCCUUCAGCAACAACAACAACAAAUCUGGAAAAAGGAAAGAACAACAAUCCAGGAUUGUUUUUAUUAUUUUUAAUUUUCCAGUGUUGGUCCUGGCCCUGCCCUUAUGUCCCCAGAAAGGCAGAAGCAUUGUCUCUCCAUUGUAUUCAAUGGCUGUGAGAUGCAUGGUUCAUCAACACCAUUGGGGAAAAGAGCACCCAUCGCAUCCUCUCUGCCAGGAUGUCUUUCUUACUGAUCCACCCUCACCCUAGCUUGCUUGCUUUCUGACCCCACAUAUUCUCUCUGCUUGCUGUCUAAGGCUAUAUACAAGUGUCGCAUUUGAACUGGUGGAAUUGCAGUUUCCCCAGUUGAAAUGCUAUGUGAAGUACCAGUCACUGGGCUUCAAAUGCUUACAAAAAUGGCUGAUGCCAACCCCAUAACCCCAAUCAAUUGGACCCAUUGGGAUGUGCUUUGGCAUCCCAGUGUGCCCUGCUUCUGCCCUCUCCUUCUCUCCAGGGAGAUGCUUUUUGACUCAGACUACACACUACUGGUCCAGCCCAAAUGAUAGAAACCACCAUAUAAGCCCAGCCUCUGGACAUGGAGAGGACAGUUUGACCCUGGAGGUAGGUGAGGUACUUGGGGGAUGGGACUGGGGAAACAAGCCUGUCCUAGGUAGGAGGACUAGAGGAUACAGGGACCCAAGGCAGGUUGGAACUAGUAGAGUUGGUAUUUUAUGCUCAUGAAGACUUGAGUAGUGGGGAAGGUUUGGAGGCCAUGUGCCAGGGGUGCUCCUCAAGAUCAGACCUUCUCUGGGCAGAGAUGUGAAGGGGUGAAGCCUGGGAGCCAAUGGGCUGAAAGCUUGCCCAGAAAAAAGGGGGGCAAGGCUGGGGCUGCUGAAACCCAACCAAGUGUUUUGAGGCCUGAGGGGGACUGCCCCAAAGGGGAAGCACAUUAGGGAAGCACAAAGACCCUGGGGCUGAGUUUGGGUAGAGAAGCGCAGGGAUAACGCCAAAAGUUACUCCUUGCCUCUAGGGGCCACCUCCCCAGUAUAUUAGUAAUAACAAAGGUGUGGCAGGAGAGACACUGGAGGUGAGGUGGGGUCACGGAGUGUGGCAGGCAGAUUUGACCCAAGGGGGCAUCAGGAACUGGGGUGGACCCACAGGUCUGCUACAUGGUGCUUCUUAUAUUGCAGGUGAUCUGCAGAACAUGCAGACAAUCCUUUGAAAAUAUUGUACAAGUUUCAGCUGGUUGAAUUUCACGUGGCUUAAAGUAACUAAUUGAACUCCAACUGUUUGAUGUGAAUUUCUUGUACACACCCUAAAAGGACAGUUUGGUCAGGAGGGGUGGAAGGCAUGCUCAGCGGUUCCUGGUCUAUGGGUGUUCCAGUGUCAGCAAACUUCCCCACUUACAAGCAAUAUCAACUAUAACAGGGUUUAUAGAAUUAGGAAAGGGAGAUGGGAUGACAAACAGGUUUAAGAGCCCCAUAAUAACCAGUAUCUACCUCAACCCACUGUUAACAGCUCUAGCUCAGUCAAUAGGUUUAGAGUUCUUGCCUAGUCCCACAGAUGGUCAGUAGAGAGCUAGUGUAGCUUUAGCCCAAGGUUUCCCUUGCCUCGCUGCUCCUGGGGUGCACCGCUUCUUGCUGCUGUUCUUUUAGAUGCAAUCUCAGCUCUUUCAGGAUCUGGUAGAUACAAAUUUCUGCUUGCUGGUAUGCUAAGAAGUUCCACUUUUUAGGACCAAGUGAGUAACAGGCUCAGACUGAACUUACUAAAGGAACUUGUGUAUCACUAGCACAUAUCCCUUUAUGGUUGGAUGGUGAGAUGUGAUACCAUCCCCCUAAGAAGAGGUCACCAACCUGACACCUCUUCUCCGCCAGCUCUUGGGAAUCCUGAGCUGGGUGUUUCUUCACCUUAGGCUUCGACACAAGUCAUGGUGAGCAGCAACCAUUGGCUACAUUUGCUCAACUUUCUCCUACAGCAUCAGUCCCCUGAUGAACUUUCCGAUUUCAGAAGGCAGGGCCAGUGCAUACAAACCUGACUUCUCUUGCCUCUUAAAAGCAGGUAAAACAUGUUAUCACAGUCAAAACAAGGCCAAAGGAGUUUUUCAUCCCUUGCCCAUAUAUACAACUAGAUGAUAUGCAGAUAAGAGAAAAAGUUCCCUGUAAUCUGACCUUGCACACUAAUGGUGGUAUGCAAAUAAGCACCACAGAAAUGUAGUUACACAUGGUACAAUUAUGAUCCUGUUGCUACUGUACAAGUUUCACUUG
Alligator mississippiensis (American alligator) is the source of this 4039-nucleotide messenger RNA. RefSeq names its product olfactory receptor 5AP2-like. Gene Ontology annotation, biological process: G protein-coupled receptor signaling pathway. Gene Ontology annotation, molecular function: olfactory receptor activity; G protein-coupled receptor activity. The transcript has a single exon. Gene Ontology annotation, cellular component: membrane. Lineage: Eukaryota; Metazoa; Chordata; Crocodylia; Alligatoridae. The record is from RefSeq and is a predicted model, not a curated record. The coding region runs from base 220 to 1173 and encodes 317 amino acids.